Messenger RNA from Lactuca sativa (garden lettuce), 1976 nucleotides. Its product is annotated as Ribosomal protein L10 family protein. The record is from RefSeq and is a predicted model, not a curated record. NCBI's taxonomy places the organism in Eukaryota, Viridiplantae, Streptophyta, Magnoliopsida, Asterales, Asteraceae.
CAAAAAUCAACACCUCCAUCUUCUUCCCCAAUCCAUAGAAAAAUGGAAGCAACCCUUUUCACCCUCCCGUCCUCCAAAUUCCCACCACCGGCUUCCACCGCAGUAUCCCUGAAAACCCAUUUCCACAACCCACUUCUCCUCCAUUCCACCACCACUUCCCACCGUAAACCCAACCGCGUACCCCUCACAAUCCGCUCCGCAAUCAGCCGUACAAAGAAAGAAGAAACGAUCGAAACAGUCAAAGAACAGCUCCAAGACUGCUACCUCAUCGCCGGCAUCAAAUACCAAGGCUUCACCGUCCAACAAUUCCAGCAGCUCCGUACAACCCUCCCGGUAACCACCAAACUCAUAGUUGCAAAGAACACAUUGGUCUUGAAAGCAAUUGAAGGCACGCCAUGGGAAGCAUUGAAGCCGUGUAUGAAGGGAAUGAAUGCGUGGAUGUUUGUUCACAGCGAGGAGAUUCCGGCUGCUAUUAAACCCUACCGGACUUUUCAGAAAGAGAAGAAGCUAGAAGAGAAUGAUUUCAGUGGAGCGGUUUUUGAAGGGAAGUAUUAUCCACCGGAGGAGUUUAAGGCGUUGGAGACUAUGCCGACGAGAGCGGAGGUUUAUGCGAACUUGUUGGGUUCUUUGAAGGGCCCUGCGACGUCGGUGGUGGGGACUUUGCAAGCUCCGGCGAGGAAUUUAAUUAUGACAUUGAAGGCGUAUGUGAAGAAAUUGGAAGAAGAGAGUGGUGCAGAGCAAUGAUAAGGCUCUCAUGUUACAAAUCUGGUAAGCAUAUUGAAUCCAAAGAUGAUCUUGUGAGCAUUUUAUGUUGGAUUGUAAAGUGUUUUUAAGAUUUAGAAGCCCUCUGUUGUUAGUUUAAACUGAUGACUUUGGAUUAAAUUUGGACCUUUUUGGGUGUUUUGUGGUGUUAAGUCAUUGAUUUUAGAUCAGAUUUUGACCUUAUAGGUGUUGUGUUUUUCGCUUAAACUGGUUUUAUAACAUAAGGAGUAGAGAUUUGAGAUAAAAAUUAGGCAUUUUGGGUGUCAUGUUAUAUAGUUUUUAAAUUGGUCUUUUAUAUGAAAACUGGUAUCACUAACAAAAAUCCAACUUCUAAAACAAAAAAUUGUUAACCAGUAAAUAGUAAAUAGCAAUGUUCUUGUCAUUAGAUAUUGGAUUAUGGCAAUAGAGUUAUAUAUUUGAACAAGAAAGUUCACAUCGAUUUUGUCUUGCAAGAUUUUGGGAAUUGACUUCCAAAGUCAACAUACAAACAGAAUUUCAUCAUAAGCAAACCCGAAUCUGAGAAUCUGGAUGAUUAGAAUGGAUUUUGAAUUGAAAUUGAGUUAGAGUUGCAUACUAUGUCAUAUAAUAUUAUUGAUUGAAAAACAAAAAUGAAUUUGUUUUUCAAGUUAGCAAUAAAUUAACAAGAAAUAUUAAAGGGUUUUUACCAUCUUAUAUGUGAUCAUGUUGUACACAUCAUUUUGUUGCAAAAUAAACAUAUUCAAAUACCAUCUUAAAUGUCGUUUGUGAGAUCACAUAUUCAAAUACUUCAUCCACAUUACAAACAAUACAAGAUUCUCUUUGUUGAAAAUAUUGGUGUGCCAAAAUAGGUUUAAACGAUCUUUAGACCAAACAGAACCUACAAAAACCAAUUUCUUAUAUUUAAUUAUGUACAAUAAAGUUAUAUUUAAAUCCAAGAUUAGUAUUGUUCAGUUAAAAGUUCGGUUAUCGGCUUAAAUCUUCUUGUGAAUUCACUAAUGUCCUAAAAAUCGAAUUCAGGAUGACCAAACCAAACUGAUUAGAAUUUAUUUUUCCUUUUAAUUUUGUUACUCUUGAAUUAGCUUGAUCAGUUUUUAGUUUGAGUUGAGAUCUAUUCAAAUAAAGGAAUCUGAACUAAAAUAGCAUAAUUUAACCAAUAGGCACGCUAGUUGAAAACAUUGUCUUGGCAAACUUUCUAUUCCUUAAUUAACAACAAUAUAACAGCAAUUCCAUAUUUU